AUGAGUAAAGCACUCAGCCAAAUUUCCAGGUCACCUUUCAUGCGUUGGAAUGAGGGAAGGAGACUUCCUCCGUGGUUCACUCAGCCCACAUUCACUAUGUACAAUGGUCGAACAGACCCUGUGGAGCAUGUCAACCACUUCAAUCAAAGAAUGGUUGUGCACUCCAAGAACGAGGCCUUGAUGUGCAGAGUAUUCCCAUCUAGUUUUGGGCCUAUGGCGAUGACGUGGUUUGAUGGUUUGAGGGCAGGUUCCAUUGAUUCCUUCAAGGAACUCACUCAGGCAUUUGGAUCUCGCUUUAUUACGUGCAACAGGAUUCCUCGACCUUUAGCUUCUUUGUUAUCCUUGUCCAUGAAAGAGGGAGAGACCCUGAAAACAUAUUCGGACAGAUAUUGGAAGAUGUUCAACGAGAUAGAUGGUGAUUUUGAUGAUGUAUCCAUCGGCACUUUCAAGCUCGGCCUACCUACCGAGCAUGGCUCAAGGAAGUCUUUGACUGGGAAACCUAUUACCUGUAUCCGCUAG
Messenger RNA from Quercus robur (English oak), 519 nucleotides. RefSeq lists its product as uncharacterized. NCBI's taxonomy places the organism in Eukaryota, Viridiplantae, Streptophyta, Magnoliopsida, Fagales, Fagaceae. The transcript has a single exon. The coding region runs from base 1 to 519 and encodes 172 amino acids. The record is from RefSeq and is a predicted model, not a curated record.